This is a messenger RNA of Sphaerodactylus townsendi, 5422 nucleotides long. It is a transcript of the gene SEC14L5, whose product is annotated as SEC14 like lipid binding 5. The transcript is spliced from 16 exons. Lineage: Eukaryota; Metazoa; Chordata; Lepidosauria; Squamata; Sphaerodactylidae. Bases 167 to 2293 code for a protein of 708 amino acids. Gene Ontology annotation, cellular component: cytoplasm. The record is from RefSeq and is a predicted model, not a curated record.
CCCUCGCGGUGAAGGAGAGGCCGCGCUGAGGGGAGACGAAGCAGGUCCCCUCAGGGAAGGGGGCAGGUGAGGAAGAGGAGGAGGACGAGGAUGGCUCCCGCGCCCCAGUCGCCGCCCGCGGGGCUCCCUCUCGGCUUCCCUUUCGCUUGACCGGCAUGAAGUAAAAAUGGUGCAAAAAUAUCAGUCCCCUGUUAGAGUCUACAAAUACCCCUUCGAGCUCGUCAUGGCGGCUUAUGAAAAGCGCUUCCCCACUUGCCCAGAGAUCCCGGUUUUCUUGGGCAGUGAGAUCCUCCGUGAAUCCAAGAGCGAGGAUGGAGCCAUUCAUGUCACUGAACGAAGUUGCAAAUUGAAUGUGGACGCGCCUCGGUUGCUGAAGAAGAUUGCUGGAGUAGAGUAUGUGUUUUUCAUACAGAAAAACACAGUGAACUGGAAGGAGAGGACUCUUCUCAUUGAAGCCCAGAAUGAGACCUUCGCCAACCGUGUUGUCGUCCUAGAGAUAUGCAACUAUUCGGUUCACCCCGAGAACGAGGACUGGACCUGCUUUGAGCAGUCUGCGUCUCUCGACAUCAAAUCGUUCUUUGGCUUUGAGAACACAGUGGAGAAGAUAGCCAUGAAGCAGUACACGGCUAACAUCAAGCGGGGGAAAGAAGUGAUCGAGCAUUAUCUGAAAGAGCUGAUUGCCCAGGGCAUCACUUUCAUCCCCCGCUGGACGCCUCCCGCCGUCUGUAAAAAGGUGGCCCACGAGGCUCCGUCGCAGCACGAAGGCAGCAAAGUGCCGGGCGAGUCCCAUGUGCACGGGAAUGACAAAGAGAGCGGGAGCACCAGCCCUUCCGUAGAGCCAUCCACCCCUGACGCUGACAAACUGGAUGCUGAUUACAUAGAAAGAUACCUGGGGCAAUUGACCCCCAUGCAAGAAAGCUGCCUGAUCCGCCUCCGUCAGUGGCUGCAAGAAACGCACAAAGGCAAGAUCCCCAAAGAUGAACACAUCCUUCGCUUUCUGAGGGCUCGCGACUUCAACAUUGACAAGGCUCGAGAGAUGCUCUGUCAGUCGCUCACCUGGCGCAAGCAGUACCAGGUGGACUAUAUCUUGCAGACGUGGAGACCACCCUCUCUUCUGGAAGAGUACUACACCGGAGGCUGGCAUUACCAGGACAGAGAUGGGAGGCCCCUUUACAUACUUCGCCUUGGUCAGAUGGACACCAAAGGGCUCGUCAAGGCCCUGGGAGAGGAGUCGCUCCUUCGUCAUGUGCUGUCCAUCAACGAGGAAGGACAAAAGAGGUGUGAGGAAAACACAAACCUUUUCGGCCGCCCCAUCAUGUCUUGGACUUGCCUAGUCGACCUCGAAGGGCUCAACAUGCGUCACCUCUGGCGGCCGGGAGUGAAAGCUCUCCUGCGGAUUAUCGAAGUGGUCGAGGACAACUACCCAGAGACUCUUGGGAGGCUCCUGAUUGUGCGCGCGCCCAGAGUGUUCCCUGUCCUGUGGACCCUGGUGAGUCCCUUCAUCAACGAGAACACCAGGCAGAAAUUCCUCAUCUACAGUGGCAACAACUAUCAGGGCCCCGGAGGGCUGGUGGACUAUCUGGACAAAGAUGUGAUCCCAGACUUCCUUGGGGGAGAAUGUGUGUGUAACGUUCCUGAGGGUGGACUGGUUCCCAAAUCACUCUAUCAGACAGAGGAAGACCCCGAGACCUCCGACCACAUCCGCCUCUGGACAGAAACCAUCUAUCACUCUGCAAAUAUCUUCAAAGGAGCUCCGCAUGAGAUAGUUGUUGAGAUCUUGGAAGGCGAAUCGGUGAUCACGUGGGACUUUGACAUUCUGAAGGGCGACGUGGCGUUCAGCCUCUUCCACUCCAAGCGGGCUCCUGAGAAGAACUGGAAGGAGGCUGCGGUGCCCAAUGCGUUGAUGGCGGGGGAUAACACGCAGAUGAUUGGCAAGAGCUGGGUCCUGGGGGUGGACUACAGCCGUGUGGAGUCCCCACUGGUUUGCCGGGAGGGCGAGAGCAUCCAGGGCUCCCAUGUGACUCGCUGGCCUGGCUUUUAUAUCCUUCAGUGGAAGAUGCACAGCUCCACAGCCUGCGCGGGCACCAGCCUGUCUCGAGUGGAUGACGUCUUAGCCUCCCUUCAAGUCUCUAACCACAAGUGCAAGAUCAUGUAUUACUACGAGGUGCUUGCGUCCAAGGAGUUCAGGGGGUCCAUGUCAAGUUUGGAAUCCUGCAACAGCGGCUUCUCCCAGCUCAGUGGAGCCACGACCUCUUCCAACCAGUCACAGAGCAGCUCGCUCAUUUCCAGAUAACAUCACCCCGGCAAGCAUUGUGAGCUGAACCGUUGACUGCUGGGUCCAGAUGUCUUCCUCAGGUCUGCCCUGUGGACUGAACCAAAGAGCCGAGUGGCUGGACGGCAGUGCCCAGGGACAGCCUUUCAGGAGGCAGCAAAGAAAUCUGGACACUGAGAUGUUUUUCUGGGGAACCUGCUUGAAAUCCUUAUUUUCCGAGGAACGGACUGGUAGGCUUCUAAGUAGUGAAAGAUGGCAUUCCUGGACAGUUUGUGAACAUGCCCUGUGCAUUAGAACGCAUACCACUUUCAUGCAUGAAUUGUACAUAAUUCCUAUGGUUAAAGGGCUCUUUCCAGUCGGCAUAACUCUUCAUCACUGCAGAGCUAUCUGACGUCGCCUUACCUAUUAGGACCUGUAGGACUGUCUUCACGUGUAGCAAAAAAAAAAAAAAUCCUAAUGUAGUUUCUCGGGGCAUCAGCAGUGCCACUUGGGAUUUUUACAAGGCACAAACGCUAUAGCAGGGAUAAGAAGCAUUCUGCUAAUAUGUAUAUAAAUGGGGAGGGGGGAGGGGUGCGGAGGGGACAAUACAUAUUUUCAGGUGAACUUUUAAGUAGGAAACAUAUCUCAGAGUUUAGAUGCCUGGACAUAUUGCUAGCUAACUUAUUUUGGCAUCCCUGAGAAGACCCAAAAACGCAGACAAGUUUUCUUGCAGUGCACUGAAACAGCUUCUUUCUUCAAGGAGUAAAGCGCUGAUUCCCUUUCCCCCGUCCCACACACUUUCCCUACUUUCUCAGGUCAAUGAGCAAUAAAUGAGUAAGUUUCUGCCCUGCUCCUUUCUCAGGGUAACAAAAGGGCUAAGCAAAGCAAUAUUUUCUUUCUAUAGGCACAAAACUCUUACACGGUGAUGAUUUUUUUUUUAAUAGCAGGCACUAACUGAAGUGUUUCUUUUGUGGGAGGGGCAGGCACUUUAAAGUUUGUGUGCAGGGGUUGACAUGUAUGUAUGAAGUGUCCAACUCUUAAGACAUAUUUAUUCAAACCAUAUGAAGGUUUAUAACUGAUAACUUAUUGAUAUCAUUUUAUAGGUGCGACUAACUAAGCUAUUUAUUGCGGGCCUUCCCUUUUCCUGGCGCUCAGGUGACGAGGUGGGAAAGGGACGUGUCCGUGUGUGUUCCUGUUACCUUCCAUUUUGCUUUUUUUUUUUUGCUGUGGAACGGACUCCUUACAGGACGCUCUGGGAACACGGGAUCGCUGUUAACAGAGAAUUCAGCACACAGCUUUCUUGAAUGUACCGCAGGUUGGACGGGAAUUGCUUUUGAGAACUGGGCCGCCUGAGGCCCCGGAUCUGGUUCUCUUUUUUAGACGCAAAGAAUUGCUUCGUGGACUGGCUGGCCUUCAGACUUGAAGGGCCUUGAUUUACAGAGGGGGUGACUCCACGAAGGUUAUGCAUCUACAGGAAGGAAAGGAAUGAAAAAGGGGUUCUCCUUGGCCGGGUUUAUUUUUUGCCUCCCUUAAUUAGGACGGCAUCUCCCGUAAGCUGGGAGUCAGGUCCCACUGGCCGCCAGACACCCUCGCUUGCUUGCUUGCGUGUUUGUUCCAAAGCUUACUGCAGGGCCAGGGAGAGAAGGUGAGGCCAACCAGGGCCAGUCCCUUUGGCAGGAAAGUGCAUCACAGCAUUUGCGGAUCCCUUUUGCAGAGGGACCCCCAGGGAACGAGCAGCCCAAGCUUGUGUUGUCAACGGAAUUCCUAGCAGUUGUUUCGAGGAGGUGGCGGGAACGGGCAGAUCCCCUUUCCCUUGCAGCCCCGCUCAUCCGUUAGGGUCCUGUCUUUUUAAAAAAUGUUCCAGACUGUGUUUGGAGCAUAGAAGCAGCCAGCGGAGAAAGAGCGAAGCACACUCACAACCCCGUACCUUGCUGCUUUCCCAGAUGAGGUGUCUGUGGAAUAAUGAACAGUGGCACAAUUAAUAGAACACUUCUGAUGGGGUUCAGCGCUUUUUAGAAAGCCAAAAUGCAUGACGGAGCAUGAAACAUCCUGAUUCUCCCCCCCCCCCCCCCCCGGUUUACUAGUAUAGGGGUCUGCAACCUGUGGCUCUCCAGAUGUUAAUGGACUACAAUUCCCAUCAGCCCCUGCCAGCAUGGCCAAUUGGCCAUGGUGGCAGGGUCUGAUGGGAAUUGUAGUCUGUGAACAUCUGGAGAGCUGCAGGUUGCAGACCCCAACUAGUAAAUGUAGUGUUGGCAGCUCUGGAUUGUGAAAUUCCUGGAGAUUUUCGGGUUAUUGCCUGCAGAAGGGAGAGGCCUUGGUGUGGCGUAAUGCCAUAGAGUCCACCUCCCAGAGCAGCCAUUUUCUUCACGGGAAUGGGUCUGUUUGAUCUGGACAUUAGUUCCGUAUCUCCAGACCCCGCCUGGAAGUGGACGCCCCAAAGUCAGUGCAAGGCUAGAGGGCAGGUCUCACGGCCACGGGGUUCUCAUCCCCUACACUGGCCUUUCCCCGAAGGGCCGGCUGGUAUGGCUUAGGGGAGUCGGGGCUUACUUCUCCCCGCCACUUGUGGGUGGCUUUUGCACCAUGAGAGGCCAGGUGCCAGGGGCAGCCUCCGACUUAUACGCUACUAGAAGAGUUUUCUUUCGCCUCCCUCCUCGUUGCAUGAAUCCUCUAACCAUUAUACUGUGACCUUUUCAAUGCAAAACUUUUUAAAAACUCAAAGACCGUAAGCCAUCCGAAGCGGCCUGCAGCCAAGGCCGUCUGAAAGGACGUUUCUCAGAAACGUGGAGAGAAUCGCACCUUGGUCUCCCGGCGGGCUGGCCGAGCACUGCACGGACUGUCCCCAGAGGGCGGUUGUCUGCAGUGACAGGCUCGGCUGGUGUCGGUGUGCAAGGAGAAAGCACAGUUACAGACCCUGAAUGCCCGAGCUCCUCCAAAGGGCGUUCUGGAACUGCAACCAGAAAAAAAAAGCUAAUACACAUUCGCUCUCUUUAAAAAAAUAUAUCAUUUUAUUGUCAGCAGGGAAAGAAAAAUGAUCGCUAUUUGUAUGCAUGUUGGUUGUCAGCAAAACGGGAUGUCAAAAGCUGUAUUUUGGCAGUGAGAAGCUGGAUAUAACUGGUAUGUUUUUCUCUGCUUUCUGUAAAUUUAAAAAAUAAAAUAAAACGAUUGAGCUGG